Molecule: messenger RNA, 3813 nt
Organism: Pristis pectinata (smalltooth sawfish)
Lineage: Eukaryota; Metazoa; Chordata; Chondrichthyes; Rhinopristiformes; Pristidae
Gene: galnt2
Product: UDP-N-acetyl-alpha-D-galactosamine:polypeptide N-acetylgalactosaminyltransferase 2
Exons: 16
Coding region: 168-1853 (561 amino acids)
Cellular component (GO): Golgi apparatus
Source: RefSeq, a predicted model, not a curated record
CGGCGUGGGGGCUCGUCCUUCGCUGCGUACCCUUUACCCCCUGACCUCCGCCCAGGCGCCAGCUUGCGCGGCUCCUCGCUGAUGGAUGCUGAGCGUCGUUUCGUCGCCAGUGCCGGUUCGGCCUGCUCCUCCGCCUCGGUCUCUUCCCUCCCACCCCGCUCAAAACUAUGCGAAGAAAGUCCAGAAUCCUCCUAUGCUUUGCCCUUCUCUGGGUGCUGGGGAUCGCCUACUACAUUUAUCUGGGCAACGGGACGAGCCGGAAGGAUGAGUGGAAUGCCUUGGAUCCAAAUAAAAGAAAGGAUGGUCAGAACACCAAUGCAGAAGGAAAAACAAAGACAGUGGAGACAUUACCACCUGGGAAAGUGAAAUGGAAAGACUUCGAUCAGGAGGCUUACAUCGAGGCCACUUUAGUAAAGACUGGGCAGGAUCCAUAUGCACGGAAUAAAUUUAAUCAGCUGGAAAGUGACAAGCUGAGGAUGGAUAGAAAUAUUCCCGACACCAGGCAUGAUCAGUGUCGGCGGAAGCAGUGGAGGACUGACUUGAUAGCGACUAGCGUAAUCAUUACCUUUCACAAUGAGGCAAGAUCAGCGUUGCUGCGCACUGUUGUCAGUGUGCUUAGAAAAAGUCCACCAUAUCUUAUCAAAGAAAUCAUUUUGGUUGAUGAUUACAGUGACAACCCUGAAGACGGCACUUUGUUGUCGAAGAUUGAGAAAGUCCGAAUUCUUCGAAAUAACCGACGUGAAGGGCUAAUGCGCUCACGUGUCAGGGGAGCUGAUGCUGCACAAGCAGGCAUACUAACAUUCCUCGACAGCCAUUGCGAAUGCAAUGAACACUGGUUGGAACCGCUCCUGGAGAGGGUUGUUGAGGAUAAGACCAGAGUGGUUUCUCCAAUUAUUGAUGUCAUCAACAUGGACAACUUUCAGUACGUGGGGGCAUCUGCUGAUCUAAAAGGCGGAUUUGAUUGGAAUCUGGUCUUCAAAUGGGAUUAUAUGACUCCAGAACAGAGACGAGCUCGUCAGGGCAAUCCCAUCGGCCCCAUUAGAACACCCAUGAUAGCUGGAGGUCUCUUUGUGAUGGACAAAAGUUACUUUGAGGAGCUUGGAAAAUACGAUAUGAUGAUGGAUGUCUGGGGUGGAGAGAACUUGGAGAUUUCCUUUCGGGUAUGGCAAUGCGGAGGCAUACUUGAAAUCAUUCCCUGUAGUCGGGUUGGCCAUGUAUUCCGCAAGCAACAUCCCUAUACUUUUCCAGGAGGCAGCGGUACUGUUUUUGCAAGAAAUACACGCAGGGCAGCUGAGGUCUGGAUGGAUGAAUUCAAGAAUUUCUAUUAUGCAGCAGUGCCUUCAGCUCGCAAUGUACCAUUUGGCAACAUUCAAAGCAGAUUGGAACUGAAGAAGAAAUUGGCCUGUAAACCAUUCAAGUGGUACCUGGAAAAUGUCUAUCCUGAGCUAAGGGUUCCUGAUCAUCAAGAUAUCGCUUUUGGAGCUUUGCAGCAAGGCUCCAAUUGCCUCGAUACACUGGGUCACUUUGCAGAUGGCGUUGUAGGUGUCUAUGAAUGUCACAAUGCAGGAGGAAAUCAGGAGUGGGCACUAACAAAGGACAAGUCAGUGAAACACAUGGAUUUGUGCCUUACUGUGGUAGACCGGUCUGCCGGGUCUCUCAUCAAGCUGCAGGGCUGCAGAGACAAUGACAGCCGACAGAAGUGGGAACAAAUUGAGAACAACUCUAAACUAAGGCACGUUGGCAGCAACUUGUGUCUAGACAGUCGGAAUACCAAAAGUGGAGGACUCACUGUGGAAGCCUGCAAUCCAUCCCUUUCACAACAGUGGAAAUUCACACUUAAUUUGCAGCAGUAACACAUCUGCAUUUUGGAACUUUCAAUGUGGACAAUAUUUAAAUUGGUAAAAUCAAGUUUGCAUUCAACCAUAUACCUCGAUUUUUGAAAAAGUUCCAUAUUCCAUCUUAUCUUGAAUUACUGUAUUGAGUUCUUAAACUCAUGGGUUACUGUUUCUAUAUUUUUUCAUUUAACCAAGUUCCAUCACCCUUUUGAACUACAAUUGGACGGUACACAGAAUUUCAUCCCCACGAGAACUAUUUCAGUCUUUCUGAUGAGGAAGUUUCCAAAAUAAGGAUUUCUGUUUUAUAGGAAAUGCCCUGCACUAAUAACAAAGGUUGCUUAUGAGCACAUCAGACAUUCAUGUAUUUACAAGUGGUGGUGUCCAGUUUUGCAGUGCUUCAGAAUUUACAUGUUGUUCAGUAUUCUUACUUUUUUUGUAUUGAUCUGUCAUUCAAAUCUAAAGCUAUUGCGUUUAAUUUGCUGAUGUUCAUUUUUGUUGCGGAACAUGUAGACUCGAAAUCUCAAUGUGGAAUGGUUUUGAUAAGCCAAUGAGUAUUGUUUAAAGGCAGACAGACAGAUGUAGGGAAGUGGAACAGUGUCGAAUAAACCCCAGCCAGUUGCUCUGCGUGAAUUUUGGUACGUCUUUAUUACGUGAACCUCAGCACUUUUCUUAGUUCUUUGUGUGCUUAGGGUUAGGAUGGGUGUGAGUUGUAACCUAUAAUUGUGAGGCACAAACAUGGCUAAAUGUUAUUUAAUGGAUCAAAGCCUGUUGACAAUUCAAAUGUAUUUUAUAUUUAUUAUGUAAGUAGCUAUGUGACAUGAUUGUUAUAUUACCAAAAUCAUUCCUUCUGUUUAUGAUUCUAGCCUGCACUUGCUUGAAACCAUCUAAGAAUUCACUCACAAGCUUUUGCUGCAUUGACUUUUUCAAAGUGGUAUUUGAUUGGUGCCUUGCUUAUUCCAGGUUAGGCAAUCAUAUCUUCAGCAGUGACGGUACCUUACAUUUUGUUUUGCCUUGUGUUCAAAGGCAUAAGAGAAAUUCAUAAAAUAGUGGCUAAGUGAAUUGAAAGCAAUAGCCAUUUUGGAGAAAACUGUUCAUGUGCCUCUCAAGCUCACCUAUGCUAACAAGUUCUGCUUAGUAUUAAUUUUCUGUAAAGUCUUAUUUCAUUUAUAUUUAUUUAGUUUACCAAAUUGAUGGCUGUCUUGUCAGGUUACACUGUUAAUUUUUAAUGACCACAAUGCAAUAAAGGUGUCUGGCACAAUCAGGAGUACAAAAAGAUGAUUCUCUCCAUGUGUGUGUGUGUGUGUGUCUCUCUCUCUCUCGCUCCUCUCUCCCCCCCCCCCCCCCAAUUGUCUUUGUUUACGUGAAAGGGCAGACAGUGAUUUUAUUACUGACUUUUAAAAGCAGAAACUGUACACAGUAAAACUGUCAAGUUCAUUGUUGGAAGAAGUUAUACUGCUGCUGAACAUAUUAAUUUUCAAAACAAAAUGUUUACAUGCCACAGUGUGCCAAAGUUCAUUCUGUAGAAGAGCUGUGUCCUUUCCAUUUAUAUUAGUCUUGAAAUUUUAAACAACAUUUCCAUCCAUUAGAAAACAGCCUCUUAGUCUUUACAACUCCCCAAAUAAGAAUGGGAUUGGUGGAACAAUUCCACCAAUAUUCAAAUCUUCAAGGAACAUCAUUGGAUUUGUUUUUGUUUUGAAGUAAGUGACUUGUGACUGUGUUAAGUUCUUUCCCCACCCCCAAAAAAAUGUAAAAUUUCUUUUAAUGUCCAAUUCUUGACUGACUUUUGUAAAGAGUAACAUUAAUCUUGUGCACAACGAUGUCACUGUGGAGUAUUGAAAAGAUGACAAGUCUUGUUGAUUUAUAAAUUAACUUCCCCACAUCUUUUCUCACUACAAAGCAUGAUCUUGCUUAGUUUUAUAGAUGUGUUGGAAAGCAUCCUUGAAAAUGAAUCAACUUUAAUAAACUUUAUACCUUUAAA